Suillus paluster is the source of this 492-nucleotide messenger RNA. RefSeq lists its product as uncharacterized. The transcript has 2 exons. The record is from RefSeq and is a predicted model, not a curated record. NCBI's taxonomy places the organism in Eukaryota, Fungi, Basidiomycota, Agaricomycetes, Boletales, Suillaceae. The coding region runs from base 1 to 492 and encodes 163 amino acids.
AUGUCAGACUCCUGUGCUCUCAAUGCUGAUGGCACCCUCAAGGACACUUCCGAUAUCACGUUCUACAACGAUCCUGACGACAAUGUGCCCUUGCCACCAGUCCCAUCAAACGAUCCUGACAAUAAUGUGCCCUCAACGGAACCCAAGAAAAACACCUUCUCAGUUCUACUCAAGACUGGACAUACACCAGCAACUGUCACUGCAGGCUCUCAGCACAAGGAAGUGUGGACGCGCUAUAGGACACAGCUCAGCACUGACAUGGUACUUCCUUGCUCUGCCAUUCCACGGCAAUAUGCGCUCGACCCCCCCGCUCUAUCCGACUCCUUGCUGAUCGUGAUCCCGCUCAUACGCAUUCAAGCCGCUUGCGCAAGCGAAUCAGCCGAUGAUGAAUCAACGCGCAUCAUCGGUUGGUUGCGCGCGUAUUUUGCCCCUCUAGCUCACAGAUACUCAGACGAACCCCAUAUCCAUCCAUCCUUGUUCACUGGUGUGUAG